This is a messenger RNA of Sphenostylis stenocarpa, 981 nucleotides long. The record is from the annotation of a GenBank genome assembly. Lineage: Eukaryota; Viridiplantae; Streptophyta; Magnoliopsida; Fabales; Fabaceae.
AUGGCAUUUGGGCUCAUGGAGGUGCAGCUGGUGAAAGCAAGGGGUCUUCAAGAAACUGAUAUCUUUGCUCAUAUGGAUCCGUAUGUCCUGUUACAGUACAAAGGUCAAGAGCGCAAGAGCAGUGUAAUUCAUGCUUGGCAUGGAGAGGGGGGCAGAAAUCCUGUAUGGAAUGAGAAAUUUGUCUUCAGAGUGGAAUACCCCGGAUCUGGUGAUCAAUACAAGCUCAACCUUGUAAUCAUGGACAAGGAUGUAUUUUCUGCAGAUGACUUUGUUGGCCGGGCUACAGUUUAUGUAAAGGAUUUAUUGGCAGAAGGAACAGAGAAAGGAUCAGCUGAGCUUCGUACUCACAAGUAUAGUGUCGUUAGAGCUGACCAAUCUUACUGUGGAGAAAUUGAAGAAGAGGAAUAUGCUGCUGCUGCUGAUGAUGAUGUUGGAGGAUGGAAGCUAACCUUUUUCGCUGAAUUAGAAUCUUCACUCUUGAGGAGCAGAGACAUGGCAAUCGGUUUCAUGGAGGUGCAGCUUGUGAAAGCAAAAGGCCUGCGUAACACUGAUAUCUUUGGUAAAAUGGAUCCCUAUGUUCUGAUACAAUACAAAGAUCAAGAGAAAAGGAGCAGUGUCGCUAAUGGUCAGGGCAAGAAUCCGGUAUGGAAUGAAAAAUUUAUCUUCAUAGUGGAGUAUCCUGUUGGAUCAAACCAUCAAGACAAGAUCAUCUUCAAAAUUAUGGAUAAAGACUCGUGUAAAGACGACUUUGUUGGACAAGCCAUAAUUCAUGUGGGGGAUUUAUUGGCCCAAGGAGUAGAGAAUGGAGGAGCCAAGUUACAAACUGUCAAGUAUAGAGUGGUUCGUGCAAACAAGUCUUACUGCGGAGAAAUUGAUGUUGGUGUUACUUUUACUCCAAAGGUGGAAGACAAAUUUGUUGAAGAAGAGAUUGGAGGAUGGAAAGAAAGUGAUUAUUAUCUAUCAAGGCUAAUUAACAUAUGA